Molecule: messenger RNA, 978 nt
Organism: Trichoderma breve
Lineage: Eukaryota; Fungi; Ascomycota; Sordariomycetes; Hypocreales; Hypocreaceae
Product: tryptophan dimethylallyltransferase domain-containing protein
Exons: 3
Coding region: 1-978 (325 amino acids)
Biological process (GO): alkaloid metabolic process
Molecular function (GO): transferase activity, transferring alkyl or aryl (other than methyl) groups
Source: RefSeq, a predicted model, not a curated record
AUGGUAAUGCACACCGAAUUCUUUCGCAAAUCAGUCUCGCCGUCCCUGGGCUUUCAUCCCUCGGCAACUGAGGCUCCUCAUAUAUGGAAGAGCUUCAUGACAGAUGAUCAUACCCCUGUUGAGCUCAGUUGGUGUUGGUCUGCAGCAAAGGACACUCCAAAAGUCAGGUAUUCAGUAGAGGCAAUAAGCAGAUCAGCGGCCCAGGGCACUGAUCUGGUGAAUGCCGCUGCCAAUGUCCGGCUACUUGGAGACAGCCUGUCUAUAGCCCCGGAUAUGGACUUGUAUCUGCAUAGACACUUCCGGAAUCUUUUAUCCUCCCGCCAUAUAACUCAACAAACUGAUGCGACAUUACAACGAGAGGUCCCACAGUCGCAGUGUUUUAUUGCCUUUGACUUGCUCGAGAAGGGCAUGGUAGUCAAACAGUACUAUCUACCUGGCCAAACAGCAGUUCGAGAGGGUUCUUCAAACUGGAAUAUUAUAAAACAUGCUACUCGAAAGCUUUCUGGGCCUGCAGUUUCCUUACUGGCAUCAUUUGAUGUGCUCGUCAGCUUCAUUGAAUCUCUUCCUGCAGAAUCGCGGGCUACAGUGGAGAUAUUGGCCAUCGACUGCCUGGAGCCUAUCAAGUCACGAUUAAAAGUCUACAUUCGAACUGUUGAUACCACAUUCCAUAGCGUACUGCAUAUGCUGACGCUUGGGGCCAAUGAAGUCCUUCCAAAAUCCAAGGUCUACUUGCCGGUCCGCCAUUACGCGCAGAAUGACGAUCAGAUCGCAAAGGGCCUCUCCAACUACCUCGAACAUAGAAGGAAGAAAUUAUCCACAGGCUCAUACUACCAUGCCGUCCAAAAGCUUUGCAACCACCGGAACCUUGCUGAUGGGUUAGGAUUCCAUACCUAUAUAUCGUGGGCGAGCGAAAAUAAUCAAUGGAAUGUAACAGCCUACUUUAACCCAGAGAUCUAUGCUAGCUACCGAUCUGGGUAG